GCUCAGGCCGAUCGGCCAAGGGAUUCCUCCCAGCUCGGCCGAACUUUUGACUUCCUCCCAGCUCGGCCGGACCUUUGACUCUUCCGUGUCAUUGAUCCCUUCCUCUGUGGGCCCCCGUUACUUACCACCAGAUCAAAUAUAAUUUCACAUCAGGUCAACAUGCUAGGAUCAAACUAUUGACAAAAACUAGACUUGAGGCCAACAAGCCAUGGUCUUCGAUCACCCAGAUUGUGUUAUUCACAAAAAGAUCGAGGGGCUUCACGCGAUUUCACGUCAACCCCUCGAACCAGAUUCAGUCUCAGCCAUUCGUAAUUUGAACGGUUGGAACUAAAUCUGUCAAAUCGUGCAGAUUGUAAGAGCUAGGCGGCUUCAUGCGAGUUGGCCCCUUCAUUCUAGUUUGUUCGGAUGUGAUGGUUCUUGUUCCUUAUUUCUCAUGUCGAUUUCUAAUUACUUUCCUUCGUUCCUCUCCUAACUGCUAUUUCUUCCUGUCUCACCGUGUACGCAAUCUCAAAUAGCUUCUCAAUGGCAUGCCCACCACGCCUCGCGCUAACCAUCUAACGACAGCAGAUGAUGAACAUGAGAUCCUCCGAGUCACUAGUCGCCAGGACAACAAUUCCCCCAGCAAAACAAGACUACUCGCGCAACUCGACCAGCUGGAAGUUGCGGUGCUUGUUUGGGGAUUGCAUGAGAGCCGCGAAGAAGACGGCGCGGAAGUGCUUGAGCUUCCUGGUCCCCUCGUCGACGACGUCGGCGAAGGAUUCCGCCAGGAGUAGCAGUAGUGCUUCCAGUAUUUAUUCCUCAAAUAUGCAGUGGUGUCGUGCCAACGCCGACAUCUCAAUCUACGACGCAAUUCUUCACUGCAAGAAGUCAAUCGGACGGAUUUAAAGGUCAUUGAAUCUGUGAA
Molecule: messenger RNA, 904 nt
Organism: Zingiber officinale
Lineage: Eukaryota; Viridiplantae; Streptophyta; Magnoliopsida; Zingiberales; Zingiberaceae
Exons: 2
Coding region: 568-885 (105 amino acids)
Source: RefSeq, a predicted model, not a curated record